AGUCCUAAAGUGCGUGUCGCCAAUAUAACAUAAUUCACCUUAAAGAAGGAGCGUUUUCCUGUCGGUUGCACCAGUUUCGCAAUUUAAGGAGACCAACAAUGGAGUCACUGAUUGCUGCAAAUACCAAGUUCUCCCUGGACCUGUUUAAGAACAUAGCUGAACAUAAGAAAACGGAUAACAUCUUCUACUCUCCACUCAGCAUCUCCUCAGCUCUGGCCAUGGUGUACAUGGGCGCCCGGGGGAACACAGCUACACAGAUAGCUGAGUCUCCCCUUCAUGAAGCUGAUGAUGACAUUCAUGCUGGAUUCAACAAACUGAUGUCUGAACUCAACAAAGAGGGUGCCCCGUAUGCACUGAGCCUGGCAAAUCGCCUGUAUGGGGAGCAGUCUUACGAGUUUGUGGAGAAAUACAUUCACGACAAAAAGAGGUUCUAUCAGGCAGAGCUGGAGACUGUUGACUUCAAAUCAAAAGCAGAGGAUGAAAGGGUGAAGAUUAACAGCUGGGUGGAGAAGCAGACUCAAGAUAAAAUCAAGAACCUGCUGUCGAAAGGGGUUGUUGACAAUAUGACCAGUCUGGUGUUGGUGAAUGCUAUCUAUUUUAAGGCUAAUUGGGACAAGAAAUUCAAAGGGAGAGACACAUAUGAGCGGCAAUUCAUAUUGAAUAAGAAUGAAAGUAAGCCGGUGCAGAUGAUGAAACAGACAGCCAAGUUUGGUUUGGCGUUCAUUCCGGAGGUCAAUUGUCAGAUUCUGGAGAUGCCUUAUAUUGGUAAAGAGCUGAGCAUGCUCAUUAUUCUGCCCAGAGAGAUUGAGGACGACUCCACAGGGCUUGAGAGGUUGGAAAGGGAGCUCACGUACGACAAGCUCAUCGAGUGGACACAGCCUGAGAAGUUGAAAUAUACUCAUUUAGUUUUGGCUCUGCCCAAGUUCAAGGUGGAAGAGACCUAUGACCUGGAAGGAAUUCUGGUCAGUAUGGGCAUGAAGGAUGCCUUCGAUGUGUCCAAAAGCGAUUUCUCUGGCAUGUCUCCCAGCAACGACCUGGUGUUGUCCAAAGUGGUGCACAAGGCCUUUGUGGAGGUGAACGAGGAGGGCACAGAGGCUGCUGCCGCCACUGCUGUCACCAUGAUGCUUGGAUGUGCCAUACCACCCCCAGAUCGGUUCAUCGCAGACCAUCCCUUCCUGUUCUUCAUCAGACAUCCCCACUCUAAAGAAAGACUUUCUGCAUGUUAA
This is a messenger RNA of Conger conger (European conger), 1226 nucleotides long. Its product is annotated as leukocyte elastase inhibitor-like. Gene Ontology annotation, biological process: negative regulation of endopeptidase activity. The transcript is spliced from 7 exons. Bases 99 to 1226 code for a protein of 375 amino acids. Lineage: Eukaryota; Metazoa; Chordata; Actinopteri; Anguilliformes; Congridae. The record is from RefSeq and is a predicted model, not a curated record. Gene Ontology annotation, molecular function: serine-type endopeptidase inhibitor activity.